Molecule: messenger RNA, 708 nt
Organism: Arabis nemorensis
Lineage: Eukaryota; Viridiplantae; Streptophyta; Magnoliopsida; Brassicales; Brassicaceae
Source: the annotation of a GenBank genome assembly
AUGGCGAUGUCUCAUCUCUUUCUUUCUUCCUCUCGACCUUCAAUGGCUCUUCGACUUCACUCUCCUCUUCUACCUCCGACCCAGGACAAUAAAGAUUGUAAGAUUUUUAAGUGUGCAAAUGAAGCUAGAGUAUCAAAGAGAUUCCUUUGCCGCUCGAUUCAUAUGGAAUCUGAACAUUCAGGGGAAUCAGAGAGGUUUAGUUUUGAUAGUCUAUUGAGAAAGACAAAGCAUGUUUGGGAUAGCUCUCCUCAGCCGAUUAAGGAGUUCCCUUGGAAUCGAGCUUUUGAAAACUUCGUACAGCUCGUUUUUGAUCUCGCUAUAUCGGUCGUUAAGUUCUUGUUUGUUCCCAUAUUGGCGGUUUCUUCAAUCAGUGAGAUGUCUUAUUGUGCUCAUGAGAGGAGGCUUGCUUUAGUUCCGUUUCCAUUAGUCAUCGGUGUGGUUGUUGCAGGCAUAUUACAAGAAACCGCUUUGAAGAUGUCUCCUCGUCUUAAGGAAGCGGAAGUACCGUGGCAUUUGAUAGCUAUGACGAUGUUCUUCACUCUGAUUAAACUUCCUGGACCGUACUAUCCGUAUUGGGGGCGCUUAUUAGUUCCACAUUUUGCAAACGGAGUAUUGUUUAGAUCACUUUGGUCCAUGUUCUUUUGGUAUAAGAAGACUCGAAACACAUCAACAAAUCCUCCGCAGAAUCACAGUUUGGUAACAAAAUGA